AGUCGAUCACAUUUGUCAGCUCAAACUCUGCAGUGUUAAUAGAAACACCAACAGGCUGCGUAAGCAGCAGCCCCACGUGUCCAUGUUGAUGCAUUUAUGUUAAUCAACCCUUCACAGGCCAUGGAGUCAAACUCGUUCUGACGUAUUUGAAUGCUCCAUUGCACCCUCGUACAGGUACAGACGUCUUUGUGUGGACCUUUGCUCCUCCUUGUCCUGUUAAAUACCCAAAGGAUGGGCAUCUCAGUGUCACUGCAGAGGGAGGCUCAGCCUACACACUGUAAACGCUGCAAACACUGAGACACUGUGAUUGAAACCUGAAAAGUUUUUAGAACUUUUGCCACCAUGACCUCUUUUGACGACAUCUUGGAAGAAGCCGGGAAGUUCGGCCGCUGUCAGAAGCGAAUCUUCGCCCUGCUGUGCAUGGUGUCCAUGCCGUGGGCAGGCGUCUACGUCGGCAUCGUCUUCCAGGGUUUCACCCCGGAUCACUGGUGCCGGGACUCGGGGGUGGUGCAGAGGAGGCAGGCUUGCGGCUGGAGCCUGGCGGACAGUCGCAGGCUGACGGUGCCGCUGGUCAACAGCUCCGGAGUUCUGCAGCCGAGCACCUGCGAGCAGUACGAGGUGGACUGGAACGCCACAAGCCUGACCUGUGAUGCACAAGAACUGGACCUCAGCAAGACUCCCGUCACUGGCUGCAAAGACGGCUGGGAGUACGACUACCCGGGACGACAGUCCUUUGUCACUGAGUUCGACCUGGUGUGUUCGGACGCCUGGUUGGUUGACAUGUACCAGGCCACCCUGAACGUGGGCUUCCUGGUCGGGAGUAUCGCCAUCGGAUAUCUGGCCGACAGGUUUGGCAGGAAAAUGAGCUUCCUGAUGUCCAACCUGCUGAACGGGAUCGCAGGGAUCCUGGUGGCCGUGGCUCCGGACUACAUCUCUUUACUGAUUUUCAGGACGCUGUACGGCUUCGGAGUGAAAGGAGGCUGGGUGGCCGGAUACGUGCUGAUCACAGAGAUCGUUGGCGUGGAGUUCAGGCGCACGGUCGGAGUCGUUUAUCAGAUGUUCUUCAGCGUCGGCAUCCUCUUCCUGCCUCUGCUCGCCUACUACAUCAGCGACUGGCGCUGGCUGCAGGUCGUCAUCACCGUCCCCUACAUCGUCUUCCUGUCCUACUACUGGUUCAUCCCAGAAUCUCCACGAUGGCUCCUCUCUCAGAACAAAAAGUCCAAAGCCGUGGAGAUCACGGAGGCCAUGGCCAAAGAGAACAAGAUGACGCUGUCCAAGAACAUCGAGACUCUGGCUGACGAUAACGCCGACACCUGCACCGCCUCCUUCAUGGACCUGAUCCGAACUCCAAAGAUGAGAAAACACACGUUCAUCCUCAGCUACAACUGGUUCACCAGUGCGGUCGUGUACCAGGGUCUGAUCAUGAGGUUGGGAAUCCUGGGAGGGAACGUCUACAUCGACUUCCUCAUCUCUGGCCUGGUGGAGUUCCCCGCUGCCUUCCUCAUCCUCUUCACCAUCGAACGUAUCGGCCGUCGCCUUCCUUUCGCUACCGCCAACUUCGUAGCCGGAGCCUCCUGCUUCAUCACCGCCUUCAUCCCUGAAAGCAUGUUCUGGACCAAGACGGUGGUGGCGUGCAUCGGUCGGCUGGGUAUCACCAUGGCCUUUGAGAUGGUGGUGUUCGUUAACACCGAGCUGUACCCAACGUUUGUCAGGAACCUGGGAGUGUCGGUUUGUUCCACGCUGUGUGACGUCGGAGGCAUCGUGGCUCCGUUCCUGCUCUACCGGCUGGCCGUCAUCUGGCUGGAGCUGCCACUCAUCAUCUUCGGGUGUCUGGCUUUCCUGGCUGGUGGUUUGGUGCUGCUGCUUCCUGAGACCAGAGGCGUGCCGCUGCCCGACACCAUCGACGAUAUCGAGUUCCCAGACAGGAUAAAGGAGAAAGUUCAUCUGAACCAGCAGUUGACCAACCUGCUGCCCAACAACGACGUAUCAACCAACAAAGAUCCAGCAACUGUUUAAUCUCUGUCUGUGAACAAAGUAUUUAUUUAACAGUGUUGCUUGUAGAUAUAUUACAUCAGGUUAUAUCAGAUAUAUUAGCUCAUAUUGUGUUAUAUUAUUUAGCUUUUGAUUUUUAUCAAACCUUUCAGUUGGACUGAUGUGCUGUAAAUUAUUAUGUUGUUAGAAUUAUAACAGAAUUACAUUAUUAAAUUAUUCUAAUGUUUU
Molecule: messenger RNA, 2220 nt
Organism: Larimichthys crocea (large yellow croaker)
Lineage: Eukaryota; Metazoa; Chordata; Actinopteri; Sciaenidae
Product: solute carrier family 22 member 2
Exons: 11
Coding region: 343-2016 (557 amino acids)
Biological process (GO): transmembrane transport
Cellular component (GO): membrane
Molecular function (GO): transmembrane transporter activity
Source: RefSeq, a predicted model, not a curated record